Lampris incognitus (smalleye Pacific opah) is the source of this 748-nucleotide messenger RNA. It is a transcript of the gene vtcn1, whose product is annotated as V-set domain containing T cell activation inhibitor 1. NCBI's taxonomy places the organism in Eukaryota, Metazoa, Chordata, Actinopteri, Lampriformes, Lampridae. The transcript has 4 exons. The coding region runs from base 69 to 740 and encodes 223 amino acids. The record is from RefSeq and is a predicted model, not a curated record.
GGAACGUUGCUAGAGGUUGACGGAUCUCGUCGUUUGCUCCUCAACAAAUAACAGCUUUGACCACUGCUAUGUCUAAACUGGGGCAGAUCAUCUUCAGGAGUGAGGAGCCGUUGAAACCCAGCGAGGUGUCAAUCACCUGGGAGAAGGAGGGGCUAAGCGGAGUGGUUUACAAGUAUCGUGAUGGAUUCGCCGAUCUCGACGGCCAGAGCCGUCUGUUCCAGGGGAGGACACAGCUGUUCACCGAGGCUAUCGCCAGCGGAAAUGCCUCUCUAUUGCUGAGGAGCGUCAGGACUCUCGACAGUGGCACCUACAGUUGCACAGUUCAGGCCCCUAACGGAGGGGGAUCUGUCACCAUUCACCUCAAAACGGCAGCCUUCUCAGCUCCUGUAUUCACAAACAAGGAGGACAUUUUGACAGCCGAGGCACCAAGAUGGUUCCCGAAACCAGAUGUGAUGUGGCAUGACCAUAACGGGAACAUCAUGAACGCAAGCACUAAUUUUUCCCGGAACUCUGCAGGGAUAUUCUAUGUAGUUAGUGCCGUGCAAUCAGUCACCAUUCCCAAUUCCUAUUCCUGCACCAUCAGAAACAAUUUGGUGGUCGCUGUCGCUGAUGCAACCAUAACAGAGUCUGGAGUUUCUGGUAGGACUUUCUUCACCUUCAGUGCUGCACCAGUCAUCCUGACAUUUACACAUCUGAAGAUGAUGACCACUGUCCUGCUCGCUAUCUAUUAUAUGAUCUGAAGUAAUAC